Solea senegalensis (Senegalese sole) is the source of this 1593-nucleotide messenger RNA. RefSeq names its product SWI/SNF related, matrix associated, actin dependent regulator of chromatin, subfamily d, member 1 (gene smarcd1). Lineage: Eukaryota; Metazoa; Chordata; Actinopteri; Pleuronectiformes; Soleidae. Gene Ontology annotation, cellular component: nucleus; SWI/SNF complex. Gene Ontology annotation, biological process: regulation of transcription by RNA polymerase II. The transcript has 13 exons. The record is from RefSeq and is a predicted model, not a curated record. Bases 47 to 1591 code for a protein of 514 amino acids.
CGAUAACUCAGUGACUCCUCCGCCGGCGACGACAUUCAGAUAGGAGAUGGCGGCUCGAGGGGGGUUUCAGACGGCACCGACUGGUGGUGGCGGCGGAUCAAUGGGACCUGGACCACCGGUUCCGGGCGCAGGACCAGGCAUGGGGCCCGGGACUCCAACUGGAAGGAUGGGGCCGUCAUCGGCCGCGCAGAACCACAUGUACCGCUCCCCGAUGCCCGGGCCUGGAUACCCGAGACCAGGCAUGCCUCCAUCCAGCCGUAUGACCCCACAAGGACCAGCCAUGGGCCCUCCAGGAUAUGGCGGCAGUCCCGUGUCUCGUCCUGGGAUGCCAGGUGUUAUGGAUCCAUCUCGUAAGAGACCAGCGCCUCAGCAGAUUCAGCAGGUUCAGCAGCAGAACCGCAACCAACACACAAAGAAGAAAAAGAUGGCUGAUAAAAUUCUACCUCAGAGGAUUAGGGAACUGGUCCCAGAGUCUCAGGCUUACAUGGAUCUGCUGGCUUUUGAGAGGAAGCUAGACCAGACCAUCAUGCGCAAAAGGCUGGACAUUCAGGAGGCCCUCAAGAGGCCCAUUAAGCAAAAGAGAAAGCUUCGUAUCUUCAUAUCAAACACCUUCAACCCUGCGAAGCCAGAUGCAGAGGAUGGAGAAGGCACAGUUGCAUCAUGGGAGCUACGUGUUGAGGGACGCCUUUUGGAAGAUACGGCUGUGUCUAAAUAUGAAGCCACCAAACAGAAAAGGAAGUUCUCUUCUUUCUUCAAGUCCCUGGUGAUUGAGUUGGACAAGGACCUGUAUGGUCCAGACAAUCAUCUUGUGGAAUGGCAUAGGACUGCUACCACCCAGGAGACUGAUGGUUUCCAGGUGAAGAGGCCUGGUGAUGUGGGUGUUCGCUGCACCGUCCUGCUUAUGCUUGACUACCAGCCCCCUCAGUUCAAGCUGGACCCCCGACUGGCCCGUAUGCUGGGCAUCCACACCCAGACCAGACCUGUCAUAAUCCAGGCCCUGUGGCAGUAUGUCAAGACCCACAAACUCCAGGACCCUCAUGAGCGCGAGUUCAUCAACUGUGACAAGUACCUGCAGCAGAUUUUUGAGACUCAGCGAAUGAAGUUCUCUGAGAUUCCUCAGCGCUUGCAUGCACUCCUGAUGCCUCCAGAGCCUAUCAUCAUCAACCAUGUGAUCAGCGUGGACCCCAAUGACCAAAAGAAGACUGCAUGUUAUGACAUCGAUGUGGAGGUGGACGACACACUGAAGACCCAGAUGAAUUCUUUCUUACUCUCCACAGCCAGUCAGCAGGAAAUAGCGGGGCUGGACAACAAGAUCCAUGAAACCAUCGAGACCAUUAACCAACUGAAGACCCAGAGAGAGUUCAUGCUGAGCUUUGCCAGAGAUCCUCAGGGCUUUAUCAAUGACUGGUUGCAGUCCCAGUGCAGAGACCUCAAGACCAUGACGGAUGUGGUUGCAAACCCAGAAGAAGAGCGGAGGGCUGAGUUUUAUUAUCAGCCAUGGGCUCAGGAGGCCGUCUGUCGCUACUUCUACUCCAAGGUCCAGCAGAGGCGACAGGAGCUGGAGCAGGCGCUCGGUAUCAGAAACACCUAAAG